Molecule: messenger RNA, 3702 nt
Organism: Poecilia reticulata (guppy)
Lineage: Eukaryota; Metazoa; Chordata; Actinopteri; Cyprinodontiformes; Poeciliidae
Gene: slc7a8a
Product: solute carrier family 7 member 8a
Biological process (GO): amino acid transmembrane transport; neutral amino acid transport
Cellular component (GO): membrane
Molecular function (GO): L-amino acid transmembrane transporter activity; neutral L-amino acid transmembrane transporter activity
Source: RefSeq, a predicted model, not a curated record
UUGUGCGUCUGUGUGCGUGUCUGUGCUUCAAGCAGAUCUGGUGAACAGCUGGUAGUUGAGGGGAGGAAAAGAAAAUUACAAAAAGGAGGGUCCUGGAGAAGCUGAAAAACAGACAGGAGGAGGCAGCCAUGGGGCGGUGCUAUUAUGUUUUUAAAUGAAGUAUGGAUAUGAAUCCAAACACAAGUCCUCCUGUCUAAACUCUGGAGGACCGAAGAAGAAGAAAAAGAAGACCAGGCUGCUGCUGCUGCUGCUGCUGCUGCUGCUGCUGCUUUUAACUGGUUUUCCUGCUGCACAGAAGAGAUGAUGGUUGUGCCUGUUCUCACAUCUGGGACAAGGACGCUGUGAGAGCUUUAGAAAAAGAGAUAUUUAUUAUUUUGAGAACAGCUUUGACUCGCACACGAAUCACAAAUAAACUGAGUAGUAACCGGAAUAUGUGCUUGUGUGCUUCUUCUGAGGUUCUGCCGGUGCGUAAUUACUCCAGCCGGGGGAGGACGUGCGCACAAGGCGAUUCACGCGCAGUGGGGCAAGCAUCAGGUGCCGUGCGGAGGAACGAAACAAGACAAUUUGGACAAUAAAUUAAAAAAACAAAAACAUAAGUGAAUCAAAAUGACGGACGGACCAAGACAACGGAGCAGCACGGCGGGCUCUGCCAAGGAUGCGGCCGCUGAGAAGGAGUCUGGGGGAGUUGCGCUCAAGAAGGAGAUCGGACUCGUGAGCGCAUGUGGGAUUAUAGUCGGUAACAUCAUCGGCUCGGGAAUCUUCGUCAGUCCGAAGGGAGUGAUGGAGAACGCCAGCUCUGUGGGCGUGGCCCUGAUCGUCUGGAUCAUCACGGGUCUCAUCACCGCCAUCGGAGCGCUGUGCUACGCCGAGCUGGGCGUCACCAUUCCCAAAUCAGGGGGCGACUACUCCUACGUGAAGGACAUAUUCGGAGGCCUGGCUGGGUUCCUCCGGUUGUGGAUUGCCGUGCUGGUCAUCUAUCCCACCAACCAGGCCGUGAUCGCCCUGACGUUCUCCAACUACGUCCUCCAGCCUUUGUUCCCCACCUGCUUUCCGCCGGAGAACGGCCUGCGGCUGCUGGCCGCCGUCUGUCUCCUGCUGCUGACCUGGGUGAACUGCUCCAGCGUGCGGUGGGCCACCAGAGUGCAGGACAUCUUCACGGCCGGAAAGCUGCUGGCCCUCGCCUUAAUCAUCAUCAUGGGAAUUGUUCAGAUCUGCAAGGGAGACUACUACUGGCUGGAGCCGGCCAACGCCUUCGAGCCCUUCCAGGACUAUGACGUGGGUUUGAUAGCCUUGGCGUUCCUACAGGGCUCGUUCGCCUACGGAGGCUGGAAUUUCCUCAACUACGUCACAGAGGAGCUGGUAGACCCCUACGUGAAUCUUCCGCGCGCCAUCUUCAUCUCCAUCCCCCUCGUGACCUUCGUUUAUGUCUUUGCCAACAUCGCCUACGUCACGGCCAUGAGUCCCCAGGAGCUCCUCGCCUCAAACGCCGUUGCCGUGACGUUUGGUGAGAAGCUGCUGGGAGUCAUGGCGUGGAUCAUGCCCAUCUCUGUGGCUCUCUCCACCUUCGGAGGGGUCAACGGUUCCCUCUUCACGUCCUCACGGUUGUUCUUUGCUGGGGCCAGAGAGGGACACCUGCCAAGCCUUCUGGCCAUGAUCCACGUGAAACGCUGCACCCCCAUCCCUGCUUUGCUCUUCACUUGCCUGUCCACUCUGCUUAUGCUGUGCACCAGUGACAUGUACACCCUCAUCAACUACGUGGGCUUCAUCAACUACUUCUUUUAUGGAGUCGCUGUCGCCGGGCAGAUCGUCCUGAGAAUUAAACAGCCCAACAUGCACCGGCCAAUCAAGAUCAGCCUGAUAUGGCCGGUCAUUUACCUGGUCUUCUGGGCCUUCCUGCUCAUCUUCUCGCUGUACUCGGAGCCUGUCGUGUGCGGCAUCGGGCUCGCCAUCAUGCUCACCGGGGUUCCUGUCUACUUCCUGGGGGUCUACUGGGAGAACAAACCGCAGUGCUUUGACACCUUCGUUGACAAAAUGACAUACGUGGGCCAGAAGAUGUGCGUGGUUGUUUAUCCGGCCGAGACCGGUGGCGGCAGUGGAGGCGACGAGGAGGGGGAGGAGAUGAAGGAGGCGAGGUCUCCCCUCUCCAUGGAGGACGGAGACAACCACAAAGCAGCGGACUGUUGAAUCCGAGUUGUUGAUUUUUUUACUAUUAUUAUUCCUACCUGGUCCCUUAAAAAAAAAAAAAAAGAAAAGAGAAAGUUAGAAAAAUGCAGACAGACACGCCAACAUGGGUUUGCUCUACAAGUGCAGACACAAUCCGCAGUUUGUUUACUGAUCAACACUUUUUUCUCCAAGUGUCUUUUUAAUCAGCGAUUCUGUAACCAAAUAUCGACGCCCCAGCCGGGUCAGUCUGAGGUCCAUCACAAGUGCAAUAGAGACGGGUUAGCCCCUUCCGGUUCCUCAGUCAUCAACAUCAACACUUUUAACCUUACAUUUUUUUUGUUGUUAUUGUUAUUAUUUCCAGAGACUUUUACUGAACUGUGAUGGACAUUUUUCUUUUGGUUUAUCCUUUAUCCUGUCACUCUUGUCAAUUUUCGCUUCGCGUCAUCACAACAAAGCUGCGUUCUUGAUUGUCGACGCGUACGAAAGAUCCGGUUCAGAUCAAUUUAUGGUUUGUUUUUAAAGUGACUCAAUGAUGCCUCUUUUUUUUUUUUUUUUUUUUUGUUAAUAUCACUCUUAAAAUUAUUCUUAUCAUUUUCUACCAUAUAAACUUAAAUUUUUUUUGCAUUCUGUUUCUCUAACAUUCAUUUCACCUCAUUUUUAUUCCUCCAACUGCAGAUUUAUAUUGAUUGUAAAGUUGAUGUGAAAUUGGUUGUUGUGGCGGCAAAAAGUGCACAAAUUUUAUCACCUGCCUUAAUCAGAAUUACGGUAUUGUGCGCGUUAGUGCAAUUGUGGCUGUUUCGACAGAUGUGGAAAGAUCGUCGUAGUUGUUUUUUUGUUUUUUUUCUUUUCAUCAAAAUUUCUACGUAAAAGUGACACUAAGCAAAUAAAGUAUUUGUUUGCAUUUUCCUGCGGAAAGAAGUCAUAAUAAGUGCAAAUCACUCUGAAAGUGUUUUUCAUUGUUUACGUCUGUGUUUUAAUUCCCUUCGAUGCACAAAUGAGAGCUUUACACAUGAUUGUUUUUCCAGCUCAGUUAGCUACAGGAACCCUUUUGUGCAAUAUUCCCUCAGACACCAGGAAAAGCCAAAGCAUUCUCGCCAUCAAUGAUCUCCCAUAGGUUCUCUGUUUAUCCAGUAUGCUGUAUUUUAAAGGAAACAACGCAGAGAGACUAAUUAUUCAGUUUUAUUUUUGUCUCAGGGCAUCUCCACAUACACUGCCAAAAGAAACAUGUCUGAAUUUAAUCCAGUUUAAUUGUGCUCUGCGCCUUUGUUUUUAGAUAUUUAUUUUUUAAAGAUUUUUGAUCCUACAAAGAGAUGGAAAGUGCUAAAAGGAAGAAAAAAAAAGAUGAAUCAAAAUGUUCGGUCAGUAGCUUAUAUCAAUUGUUCUUGAUAAACUGUGAGGGUCGCAGGGUGAUUGGCCUCCUACAAGUACAACAGAGAGUAUUUUCAUUGUCCUGUACGGUUAUUGUGCAUUUACAGUAUAUGAAGACGUCACAGACUGUGUCACGAUGUCCCUCAGUAAUAAAAACCACUGAUUAAUGUU